Messenger RNA from Exophiala oligosperma, 327 nucleotides. RefSeq lists its product as uncharacterized. Gene Ontology annotation, biological process: nuclear-transcribed mRNA catabolic process, nonsense-mediated decay. Bases 1 to 327 code for a protein of 108 amino acids. Lineage: Eukaryota; Fungi; Ascomycota; Eurotiomycetes; Chaetothyriales; Herpotrichiellaceae. Gene Ontology annotation, cellular component: telomerase holoenzyme complex. Gene Ontology annotation, molecular function: protein binding; telomeric repeat DNA binding; telomerase RNA binding. The record is from RefSeq and is a predicted model, not a curated record. The transcript has a single exon.
AUGGCAAUCGAAGCAACCGAUAUGCGAGACCGUGAGGACUGGUCCAAUGUCGCCCGCAUGUGGUAUAAUCGUGCCGCUGACCGCUCGCCGACCACAGGGAGAAUACAGCAUCAUUUGGCGCUUCUGGCACGGCCCAACGUCAUCCGUGAAAUGUUUUACUAUACCAAGGCACUCAUCAGUGGAGUCCCUUUUGUGAAAGCUCGGGACUCCAUCAUGCUUGUCUUUACUCCAUUCCUGGAAAAGUUCGAGUUAACCAGUCAAAAAUACCCAAAAAUGGAAAGUUCCUUGGUCACGGCAGCAGGCAUUCUCUUCCGAGUACCGCGAUAA